AUGACAGUAAACUUGUUGACGGUUUUAAACCAUCAACUCUUCAAUGUUGGCUUCUUUUUCUUUACCCGCCAAAUGAUUAAGACUUUCCAUUGGGACAAUCCCGAGUAUGUUCCUUUAAUCCGUGCCAUCUACCUUGUAACUCAAGUGUGCAUCAUUGGCAUCGGUUAUUGGCUUAUUGCUGUAGUCCGCAAGAAGAAUGAUCAUACCGUACUCCGUUAUGUAGAAGCCAGUAACUCUGGUUGGGACGGCACUGGUGGUGAAGAUCAACUUGUAAAUACUACAAACCUUGAUUACGAUGUAGCUGAAAUCAAAAAGAAUAUCAAGCAAGCAUUCACGGGUAUUGCAAUCGUUGCAUUUUUACAUUUGCAGUUCCAUUAUGUCCAGCCUAUAAUUGUCCAAUCUGUUCUCGGCUUUAAGACCUUCUUGUUGACCAAAGAAGCUCGCAUUCAUGUUUGGGGAGAAAAAACUGUGGGUGAUCUCAGACGACCUUUCAGGAUUGAGUCUCCACUCGGCAUUUUCCCCGAAAAAAGGCAGCCAAAGGUUGACCAAGGUUCAAUUAAAAGAGCAGAAAAGGCAUUGAAGGGAAAAUAAUAGGAUGUCUGAACUUGGACCUUUUUUAUGAAUGGUUUACGAAGUACAUAUACACACACACGCAUAUUUAUAGAAAAUAUACAUUUAUUGAAGUUUCUGUUAAAAAAAAAUGAAUAUUCAACAAGGAAAAAUAAAUAAACAUCUAAUAAACUUU
Phycomyces blakesleeanus NRRL 1555(-) is the source of this 745-nucleotide messenger RNA. RefSeq lists its product as hypothetical. The record is from RefSeq and is a predicted model, not a curated record. Bases 1 to 591 code for a protein of 196 amino acids. Gene Ontology annotation, cellular component: endoplasmic reticulum; mitochondrion. Gene Ontology annotation, biological process: protein targeting to ER. The transcript is spliced from 3 exons. Lineage: Eukaryota; Fungi; Mucoromycota; Mucoromycetes; Mucorales; Phycomycetaceae.